Messenger RNA from Arabidopsis arenosa, 2958 nucleotides. Lineage: Eukaryota; Viridiplantae; Streptophyta; Magnoliopsida; Brassicales; Brassicaceae. The record is from the annotation of a GenBank genome assembly.
AGUUAGUGUUGAGUGUGGGAGAGACAAAACAGAACAUUGAAAAAUCUCUCUGUAUGAUGGCUUCAUUAGCUUGUGUUGAAGACAAGAUGAAAACAAGUUGUUUGGUUAAUGGAGGAGGAACAAUAACAACAACAACAACAUCUCAAUCUACUCUGCUUGAAGAGAUGAAGCUGUUGAAGGACCAGUCAGGAACAAGAAAGCCGGUAAUAAACUCGGAGCUAUGGCAUGCUUGUGCUGGCCCUUUGGUUUGUCUCCCUCAAGUUGGAAGCUUAGUGUAUUAUUUCUCACAAGGUCAUAGCGAGCAGGUUGCUGUUUCAACCAGAAGGUCAGCAACAACUCAAGUUCCUAACUACCCAAACCUUCCAUCUCAGUUGAUGUGUCAAGUCCAUAAUGUUACUCUUCAUGCUGACAAAGACAGCGACGAAAUCUAUGCUCAGAUGAGUCUUCAACCUGUUCACUCUGAGAGAGAUGUGUUCCCUGUACCGGACUUUGGGAUGUUAAGAGGAGGAAGUAAGCACCCGACUGAGUUUUUCUGCAAAACACUUACUGCAAGUGACACAAGCACACAUGGAGGUUUCUCCGUGCCACGUAGAGCUGCAGAGAAGCUAUUUCCACCAUUGGACUACACAGCACAGCCGCCAACGCAAGAGCUUGUAGUUCGAGAUCUGCAUGAGAAUACUUGGACAUUUCGCCAUAUCUAUCGAGGGCAACCAAAGAGACAUCUCCUAACAACAGGAUGGAGUUUGUUCGUUGGAUCGAAAAGAUUGAGAGCUGGGGAUUCUGUUUUGUUCAUCAGGGAUGAGAAGUCGCAACUGAUGGUCGGUGUGAGGCGUGCCAAUCGCCAACAAACCGCACUUCCUUCAUCAGUUCUCUCAGCGGAUAGUAUGCACAUCGGUGUUCUUGCUGCUGCUGCGCAUGCAACUGCAAACCGCACUCCUUUCUUGAUAUUCUAUAAUCCAAGAGCCUGUCCAGCAGAGUUUGUGAUUCCUCUAGCUAAGUACCGUAAGGCUAUAUGUGGGUCUCAGCUCUCAGUUGGUAUGAGGUUUGGAAUGAUGUUUGAAACUGAAGAUUCCGGGAAACGAAGGUACAUGGGAACCAUUGUUGGAAUCAGCGAUCUUGAUCCGUUGAGAUGGCCUGGUUCUAAGUGGCGUAACCUUCAGGUUGAAUGGGAUGAGCCUGGAUGUAACGAUAAACCUACUCGGGUCAGUCCAUGGGAUAUUGAAACACCUGAAAGUCUCUUCAUUUUUCCUUCUCUGACCUCAGGACUCAAACGUCAGCUCCAUCCAUCUUACUUUGCGGGUGAAACUGAAUGGGGUAGCUUGAUAAAACGGCCACUUAUACGUGUUCCUGAUUCCGCGAACGGGAUUAUGCCUUACGCAUCAUUCCCUAAUAUGGCUUCGGAGCAGCUUAUGAAAAUGAUGAUGAGGCCUCACAACAACCAAAAUGUACCAUCUUUCAUGUCUGAGAUGCAGCAGAAUGUUGUAAUGGGCCAUGGAGGUUUGCUAGGAGAUAUGAAGAUGCAGCAACCCAUGAUGAUGAACCAGAAAUCUGAGAUGUUGCAGCCACAAAACAAGCUAACAGUGAACCCAUCUGCUUCUAAUACGAGUGGCCAAGAACAGAAUCUGUCACAGAACAUGAGUACUCCUGCAAAGCCUGACAACUCGACACUUUCUGGCUGCAGCUCUGGUAGAGUCGAGCAUGGACUUGAGCAGUCAAUGGAACAGGCAAGCCAGGUGACUACAGCCACAGUGUGUAAUGAGGAAAAGGUUAAUCAGCUACUUCAGAAACCGGGUGCUUCGUCUCCUGUACAAGCUGAUCCAUGUCUUGACGUUAGUCAACAGAUUUAUCCACCACAGUCUGAUCCAAUAAAUGGAUUCUCUUUUCUGGAAACUGAUGAGCUGACAUCACAAGUCUCUUCCUUCCAGUCUCUUGCCGGAUCAUACAAGCAACCAUUCAUGCUAUCCUCCCAGGAGUCUUCAGCUGUUGGGUUACCGGAUUCAACAAACUCACCGAUGUUUCACGAUGUGUGGGACAAUCAGUUGAACGGUCUCAAAUUUGACCAGUUCAGUCCCUUGAUGCAGCAGGACCUUUAUGCUAGUCAGAAUAUUUGUAUGAGUAAUAGCACAACCAGCAACAUUCUAGAUCCUCCACUCUCAAACACAGUUCUUGAUGACUUCUGUGCCAUCAAAGAAACUGAUUUCCAGAACCACCCUUCUAGUUGUUUGGUUGGAAACAACAACACUAGCUUUGCUCAAGAUGUCCAGUCACAGAUCACAUCAGCUAGCUUUGCAGACUCACAGGCCUUUUCUCGUCAAGAUUUUCCAGAUAAUUCCGGAGGGACUGGUACAUCUUCAAGCAAUGUUGAUUUUGAUGAUAGUAGUCUGCUGCAAAAUAGUAAAGGCUCAUCAUGGAAGAAAAUUGCAACACCCCGCGUCCGAACCUACACUAAGGUUCAAAAAACCGGGUCAGUUGGGAGGUCAAUUGAUGUCACAAGCUUCAAAGACUACAAGGAGCUAAAAUCUGCAAUCGAGUGCAUGUUUGGAUUGGAAGGACUACUCACUCACCCACAAAGCUCUGGUUGGAAGCUUGUAUAUGUUGAUUAUGAGAGUGAUGUUCUACUUGUAGGAGAUGAUCCAUGGGAAGAGUUUGUGGGAUGCGUUAGGUGCAUAAGGAUACUGUCGCCAACAGAGGUCCAGCAGAUGAGUGAAGAAGGUAUGAAGCUUUUGAACAGCGCGGGCAUUAACGAUCUUAAGACUUCUGUUUCAUAAAAUGUAGCAAUAUAAAAAUGAUCUCCUGCUGAUUUGUAAGAAAAAAAGAGAGUAAGAAACUGUUCUUCUCUCGAACUGGUCGAGGAGAAACCAUCUUGUUGUAAGCAUUUGAUGUGUUGUUCCCAUUUGAGACCUGAAACUAUAUUCAUAUUAUGUAGUAGAGUGUGAUGAAUGAAUCAGUAGUUGAGAU